AUGGCUUCUCACUCCUCUGUAGCAUCGAGAACCCGAUCCCGGACAAAAAAAGAAGCUAACUUUGCUGGAGUUUUCUCCAAUGUGGAGCCCGGAUCUUCAGGAGCGAAGCGCGCGGUGCGUGAUGUACGCUUGCGCGAGACUUCUGGCCCAGAAGCAGAGAGCAGCGGCAGAGGAGCUCGACAAAGAGUCUCCUCUGUUUCGGGUGGUUUGGGCGGCGGAGGCGGCGCCAGUGAUGACAGCGGUGAGAGCAUUGAUGUUUCAGACGGUGCAGACGACACUGACAGUGACCAAGUGAUUUCAGUGAGUGGAAGUGGUGAGGAGGAAGAAGAGUCCAACGAUCACAGAUCUCAGACGGCGCCAAGGUUUGAGCGUAACCGUAUCUCUCAUAAAUUUAAGAACAUUGACAUUGUUGAUGUCGUCAUUAGUGACUCUGAUGAAGAGGAGAGCACAGAUUUUGAGUAUGCUGAGAGUGUAGGUGGCGAUGACAAAGGAAGGUUUGGAGGUGAUGAGACCGCACAGCAGAAGUCCAAUACUUUCACUCGGGGAGAUAGCCAAGAGGGAGGCCUCUUGAGUAGUUUAUUCAGCGCAAGGAAAACUACUAAGGAGCUUGAUAUUGAGUGCACAGAUGAUCCGCCGGUGAUUGACGAUGCGGGAAAGAAAGAGGAUGUGGAACGUGGAGUUUCAUGGGUCAAUGAGUGGUUGCAGGAUGAUGCGGAGGAGGAAAAAGAAGAAGAAGCGAUCAAUGUUGAGCAUGAUAUCGAGUGCAUGGAUGAUCCGGUGAUUGAUAAAGCGGAAAGGAAAGAGAAUAUGGUAUGCAGACUUUUGUGGGUCAAUGAAUGGUUGCAUGGUGAUAUGGAGGAGGUCAAAGAGGAAGGAGCGAGUAAUGUUGGACCAUUAAAUGCAGAACUCAAUUCCCCUUCCAAUGAUGAAAAUGGAAAUGGUGGGAAAAUGGAGGAAAGAGGAAGUUCUAGUGUGUCGGAGCGCGAAGAAAUGAUGGAAAAAGAGGAAACAGGAGACGGGAUUAAAAAUGGCGAUGAAGGGUUGCAGGCUGAUGAUGAUGAGCAGGAGGAAGAGGAGGAGGAAGGCGGAGCAGAGAUUGAGUUCGACAGAGUGAAUGCUGGAACAGAUGUCUCUUCUGUUAAUGGAAAGGGAAUGAUCAGGGAGAUGGAAGAAAGAGGAAACUUUUGCACGCCCGAGAAAAAAGGAUCGAAUCAGAGCCAAGAGAAGUUGACUUCCCAGAUUUUGGUCUCUGGAGUUGAUAGAAGAACACAGGAGAAAGGAUUUGGGAAAGUAGAAGGUCAAAAGGAGAGGGAUUCAGGCAUGUCCUGUAGCAUCCGACAAUGGCAAAAGAAAAGGAAAUGUGAUGAUUGCAGCGGUGAGAAAGCGGUAGCAAACAGAAGUGCCGAGAAAGAGCAAACAUCUGCUACCGAUGGUACUGUGAGAAAUGAGUAUAGGGGCGAUUGGGAGUCCAGAACAAGGGGUGAGAGAGCUCGCAAAUCAAGGGAAAAUACGUUAUUCAAACUUGCCGAUUGCAUAUUGGGGAAGGAUGAGAUUCUUCAAGAUGACAUUCAGAAGGAAAGGGCGGAUGAAGAGAAACAGUUUGCUGGUGCUGUGAAGGAGGAGAGAAAGGAAAUAUUUGAAACUUUUGGCACGACGGCCAGCAGCAUGAAAAGAGACUGCUCAGUUGAUAUGUACGAGCAGAAGAAAGUUGGCGAAAUCUUGACUACGUCAGGCGAAGAGGGUGUCAGGGUGCAUCAAGCACAAGAGAGAAAACAUCAUAGGAGCAUCGACGACUAUGACAUUCACUGGGAGAGAUCCGUCAGGUCAAAAGAACUUAAGUAUUUCCAACGUCUUGCUCAGAAAUUCAGAGAUAACAAAGAUGAUGCCGAUCGGGAAGAAGUUGUAUGGGAAAUACCAAGCAGGACAGAGCCGGAGCCACGGGCGGAAGUGACUCCGCUUCCUGUGAAGUUCUUCUGGGGAGACGAGGAACCGGAGCCAGCACCAAAAUCUGAAGCAGAGAAGGAGAUGGACAAGAUGUGGAGCGACAUGGAAUUUUAUCUUAGAGCUGGAGAACUUAGCUCUUCCGAACCCCCCGAAACUGAACCAAGUCGAGCCACUCUUUGUCCGGGAGGAAAGCAUGAGCUCAUCUGCAAUGAGGAAAUUGGUUUGAUUUGUCUCUUCUGUGAUCAAGUAGUGCAGGAGAUAAAAUAUGUCUUCCCACCAUUUCUACCAUCAUUUGAAAAGUUCUCCACCGAAGGGUCAGGAAAGAAAACAUUGCCCAACGGAGAGAAUCUGUCUUUAUUUGAAGGGCUUUGUCUUCAGCCUCCUGGAAAUGACUCUGCCGAACUCUCUCAUCAGAGCGGCUCCAUUUUGGAUCUCAUCCCCUGUGACCGGAGUAAAUUGUAUCCACACCAGCUAGAGGGCUUUGAGUUUAUGUGGAAGAACCUAGCAGGGUCUACUGAUCUAAAAGAAUUGUCCAACUCUGAGCCUAAGGACAUUGGUGGAUGCAUCAUAUCUCAUGCUCCAGGUACAGGGAAGACUUGCUUGACCAUACUUUUUCUGCACACGUAUCUCAGACUCUUCCCCAAUUCCCGCCCUGUGGUUAUUGCUCCUGCGAGCUUGCUUCUCACUUGGGAAGAAGAAUUCAGGAAGUGGAACAAGAAAUGGGACAACAGCAUUUCAUUCCACAACUUGAAUAAUCCGGAGUACUCCGGGGCAGAAAAUCCUGAGGCUAUGAGAAUGGUGGAAGCAAAUAGGCACCUCCAGCAAUGUAGCGACGUGAUGCGGAUGAUCAAGCUCUAUUCCUGGAGUAAGAGCAGCAGCAUACUAGGCAUAAGUUACACGCUGUAUGAGAAGCUUGCUGUACAGAAAAGGGAAGGCAUAAAGGAUCCGGAGAAGAAGUCAGCGAUUCAAAAGAAAGAUGAAGAGAUGAGAAAGAUUCUUCUCGAUUUGCCGGGUGUAGUGGUUCUUGACGAAGGGCACACGCCACGAAACCAAAGGAGCAGCAUUUGGAAUCUUCUGCUGAAACUUCGGACUGAGAAGAGGAUCAUCCUCUCAGGCACCCCUUUCCAGAAUAAUUUUCUAGAGCUCUAUAACACCUUGUGCUUAGUGAGACCCGCAACAGCCGACAAACUCCCCCUUAGUCUCAAGAAAUUCUGCCAUACAAGAACAAGACAGCAGAAAAGAGCUAAAACAGAUUAUACCAACUCCUUCGUUCAGCCACCUGACAAAGUGGCUGAUGAUGCGAUUGUGAAUCUCCGGUCUAUCAUGGCUCCAUUUGUUCAUGUUCACAAAGGGAGCAUUCUUAAAGAGAAUCUUCCUGGUAUAAAAGAGUGCAUAGUGGUGUUAAACCCUGGGGAUAUGCAAAGGAAGAUUGUUGAGAACAUUCAAAGAUCUCAAUGCGGGUUUGAGUAUGAGUUCAAGCUGUCUUUGGCCUGCAUUCACCCUUCUCUGAUCCUAAGCUGCAAUGCAUAUUCGGAUGAAAAACCUGUUAUCUGCCGUGAGCAUCAGAAGCUUGAAGAUCUGAAGACUAACACAGAUGCCGGGGUAAAGACAAGGUUCCUAGUGGGGUUGAUCCGGCUCAGUGAAGCACUCGGCGAGAAAGUUCUUGUUUUCAGCCAAUACAAAGAGCCACUGUCCUUGAUCAGUGACCAACUGAGAUCAACUUUCCAGUGGUCCUCCAAAGGAAAAGAGAUUCUACACAUGCAUGGGAGCCUGGAUCUGAGGGAACGUCAGCGUUUGAUUGGAGAAUUCAACAACCGACAGAGCCAAGCAAGAGUAAUGUUAGCUUCAACUAAGGCUUGCUCUGAGGGCAUAAGUCUAGUCGGAGCAUCAAGAGUUGUCUUGCUAGACGUGGUUUGGAAUCCUUCGGUGGAGAGGCAAGCAAUCAGCCGCGCGUUCAGAAUUGGCCAGGAGAAGGUAGUCUAUACCUACCAUCUGAUCACGAAGGGAACCACGGAAUGUGACAAGUACCGCAAUCAGAUGGAGAAAGAGAGAUUGUCUAAGCUGGUUUUCUCCCCAACGGACAAGGAAAAUGGUGAGAGAAGAAAAUCCAGUGGGGUUGCCGAAGACAGGAUAUUGGACGAGAUGACUUCCAGCCAAAACUUCAUGGAUUUGUUUGAUCAGAUACUUUACCAGCCAAAGGAUUCCGAUGCAGUCGAGAACUGCAACUGAGGCCAUCCCACCACUGGUUUGUGUAAGUGUGACCAGCAGCUUGAUCUGAAGUUGAGACCUGGUAUCUUACGGCCGUUAAUAGUUAGUGCAAAAGAAGUUGCAGUAUCACUUUGUUAGGUCUUGUGCUUACUGUCGUAACCAAUGAGCUGAAACUACAAUCAAUCAUCUGAUUAAGCAAUGUUCUAGGGAUGGAUUUCCUUCUUAUUUCUCUCCUCUGCUGAUUCUUCUCUUUUGUGAUCCUCUCCAAACUCUGCUUCAUUAAUUCGGAUUGCAACAGUUCUACUUUAUCUAGUCUUUUUGGAGGCAAGGAAAUUUGCAUUCUCAAUGUCCA
This is a messenger RNA of Rhodamnia argentea, 4504 nucleotides long. RefSeq names its product SNF2 domain-containing protein CLASSY 4-like. Bases 1 to 4173 code for a protein of 1390 amino acids. The record is from RefSeq and is a predicted model, not a curated record. Gene Ontology annotation, biological process: gene silencing by siRNA-directed DNA methylation. NCBI's taxonomy places the organism in Eukaryota, Viridiplantae, Streptophyta, Magnoliopsida, Myrtales, Myrtaceae. Gene Ontology annotation, molecular function: ATP-dependent chromatin remodeler activity; ATP binding. The transcript is spliced from 3 exons.